CCGCCAAAACCUUUUGAUAAACCUCAUCGCGCGUUUAGCUUCCAACAUUAUUUAAUACGGGCGACGCGAAAACGAUUACAUCGAUAUCGAAGCGGAUUCGCCAGUAAUAUGCACACCACCUGACGACUGAAUCUAUAUCCCGCCCUUCGUCUCUAACCCUCAACCAAGUUUGCGCCAGGACCCCGCCGUUAUUCAAUUUGCACAUCAAACAUCAAACGCUAGCUCCCCUCUAACGACACUUAUUUCUACACGACACCAUUUAAUAUCAAGAUGAUAGAGGACGAUAUGUCCACCCCCUCCGACGCCCAGGAGUCAUGGAUUGCCAGCUUCUGCGGCCUAAUGGGUCAUGAAUAUUUCGCCGAAGUCUCGGAAGACUUCAUUGAAGAUGACUUCAAUCUAACCGGCCUCCAAGCCCAUGUCCCCAUGUACAAGGAAGCGCUGGAAAUGAUCUUGGAUGUCGAGCCCGAAGAUGACGAGGAAGAGGAAGAAGAGGAAGAGGACGACGACGAUAACGAGUCUGCUCUCGGCGAGCACGGCCAGAAGCCCGUCGGCGAGAGAAGGCACCACAGCAGAAUGGCUAGCGACCUCUCUGUUAUAGAGUCCUCAGCUGAGCUGCUGUACGGGCUGAUCCACCAACGCUUCAUCUGCUCCCGCGUCGGCAUCCAACAGAUGAGUGAAAAGUUUGAGCUCGGCCACUUCGGCACCUGCCCCAGGACAAAUUGCGAACAGUCGCGCACUCUCCCUAUUGGCCUGUCUGACAACCCCGGCGAAGACACAGUGAAGCUGUUCUGCCCAUCAUGCCUAGAUGUCUAUGUCCCUCCCAACUCGCGCUUCCAGACCGUUGACGGCGCCUUCUUCGGCCGCACCUUUGGCGCUCUCUUCCUUAUGACAUUCCCCGAGUUUGACCUGACAAAGCGCGGCAUCGAGGUCGUCACACACUCCAGCGCCAAGCUGUCUGCCGACGAGCCCGUCGUCAACGGCAUGUACACCAAGAACAUUGCCCCCGGCCUUGGCCCCAAGCACACAUACAACCCGCGCAUCUACGGCUUCAAGGUCUCAGAGCGAGCCCGCUCAGGCCCCAGGAUGCGCUGGCUGCGCGACCGCCCCGAUGACCUCAACGAGCUCAACGAGGCGCGCAUCUACCACGAGCAGCACCCUGAUUCAGAUGACGACGACGCCGCGAUGGCUUUGAGCGGACGCCUAGCCGUUCGCCGCCGCCCGCCUGGCAACGCGCGACUCCGACAACGCCAGGAGCAAAACGGUAGCCCUAUGGCCAUGUCCACAAACGGCGGCGAGGCGGAGCUGUAGGAUGGCAGAAGCGGUAGCCUGAGUCUUGGUCGGAUUCGGGAGCUCGAGUUACCACCACGUACACCACCAGAGCCUGUCCCGUUCCGUGGACGGCCCAGAAGCAUUUCCAUCAGAGGACCUGCGCGCAGAGAAGGACUUGUCAGGCAUCCUCGGAGUCGAAGUAGACUACGGUGAAUUUCGCUUGAGCUUUUGGUAAUUGGGUGCGUGCUUUGGUGAACAGAGUUGGGUCAAUGCAUACAUCGGCGUUUUGGGGAGGUUGGCAGACAGCAAUUUUAUUUCUUUUUCACGUAUAUGAGUGUUUACUUUCCUUUUUGUGAGUGUUGCUGUAGCGGGAAAAUAUGUCUUAAUACUGUGAGUGUCUUGUGUGCUGUUUCUGGUGUAGAAGCAGCAGGUUAAUAUACGAAAUGCGGCGAUGCAGGCUACAUAUAUACAAGUCACAUAGUUCAAAGCGUGAAACAAAAAUUAGAGUGCUAUUGGAAUAAAACUAUCUACGGAUUGUUGAAGCUACUGCUUGGGUGAUCCCUUGCCUGGUGUCCAGCUUGCACCGCCCCCAAAGUUUGCUGGAGGGAUGCCAGCUUUCGACACAGGUGUUGACGGCGUAGUCAUAAGCUCAUCAGUGGGUGUGGGUAGAGGUGGUGUUUCUACCUGAGCUAUGCUCUGGUCUUCUUUGCGAGGAGGAGGUUUAAAGUUGCGCUCUCCUCCUUUACGGUAUAUAUCUUGGAGCAUGGUUUCGAGAAUCCCAGCGUCUUCAAACUCGAGAUACUUUCGAUACAGCUUCAGUGCAGCUCGUGCAUCUUCGAUAGAGUCGUGGGUUUCAAGCUGAAUCUCUUCGUUCAGUAGACACCAGGACAGGAAAGCCAGAGAGAGCUUGCGGAGUCGAGAUGGGAGGAAUAAGAGGUUGAUUGUGUCGAUUAUUUGUGCCUUUGGGACAUGGAUAUUGAUGACUCGGAAAUCUUGCGUGAGACCGUGGCCCAGAAACUUGCAGCCAAGGUUCAGUAAAACCCACAGCUUCUUGUAGACAAGCUUUAGUGGAAGGAGACUGCGUUUGGAAACUCUGGGAUCCAAGUCAUCUUUUGUAAUGCCAGAGAACGAGGUCAAGUAGUCGACGAUCGGUUCUUUGAUAGCGACGUAGUCGUCGAUGAAAGCUUGACCUUCAUCCUGGCCCUGCCCUCUGACUACUGAGGCACGAGCCAGCGCGUACACUAUGGGACGGAUGGUCCUGUGCUCUCCAUCAGAGUUCAUUUCAAUCUCAGGCUGUCGAAUCGCCACAAACUCGGUGUCAAGGGCUAUAAUGGUAUCGGGGCCUGGACGUUCCGUCUCGCUGUUCAAUGUUUGAUAGGUCUUUGUGGCAGGAUCAAGGUUAGGC
This is a messenger RNA of [Torrubiella] hemipterigena, 2674 nucleotides long. The record is from the annotation of a GenBank genome assembly. Lineage: Eukaryota; Fungi; Ascomycota; Sordariomycetes; Hypocreales; Clavicipitaceae.